Messenger RNA from Sesamum indicum (sesame), 4250 nucleotides. RefSeq names its product spliceosome-associated protein 130 A. Gene Ontology annotation, molecular function: nucleic acid binding; protein binding. NCBI's taxonomy places the organism in Eukaryota, Viridiplantae, Streptophyta, Magnoliopsida, Lamiales, Pedaliaceae. Gene Ontology annotation, cellular component: nucleus. The record is from RefSeq and is a predicted model, not a curated record.
GUGAAAACCCCUUUGUCCCUCCCUCGGCCUCCCACACUCUGUGUCUCCCAAAUCCUGCGGGUUCCCAAAACCCUCUUCACUUCUCACAUCUCAUACUCUGUAGCUUCUCACUCUCAACAUGUACCUCUACAGUCUGACCCUUCAGCAAGCCACCGGCAUCCUUUGCGCCAUCAAUGGCAGCUUCUCCGGCGGAAAGUCUCAAGAGAUUGUGGUGGCGCGGGGCAAGGUCCUCGACCUCCUUCGCCCCGACGAGAAUGGUAAGCUCCAGUCCCUCCUCUCUGUUGAAAUCUUUGGCGCUAUUCGUUCUUUAGCUCAAUUUCGGCUUACGGGUGCGCAAAAGGAUUACAUUGUUGUGGGUUCGGAUUCCGGACGGAUUGUAAUCCUUGAAUACAAUAAAGAAAAGAAUACGUUUGAUAAGAUUCAUCAGGAAACGUUUGGGAAAUCUGGAUGUCGUAGGAUAGUACCCGGGCAGUACUUGGCUAUUGACCCUAAGGGUAGAGCUGUGAUGAUUGGUGCUUGCGAGAAGCAGAAGCUUGUUUAUGUUUUGAAUAGGGAUACUGCAGCUAGGUUAACUAUUUCGUCGCCUCUAGAGGCACAUAAGAGCCACACACUCGUCUAUUCGAUUUGCGGGGUGGAUUGUGGGUUUGAUAACCCGAUAUUUGCGGCCAUAGAGUUGGAUUAUUCUGAGGCUGACCAGGAUCCCACUGGUCAGGCUGCUAAUGAGGCACAGAAGCAUUUGACCUUCUAUGAGUUGGAUCUAGGGCUUAACCACGUGUCGAGGAAAUGGUCUGAACAGGUUGACAAUGGUGCUAAUUUGCUUGUUACUGUGCCUGGUGGUGGGGACGGACCUAGUGGUGUGCUUGUGUGCGCAGAGAAUUUUGUUAUAUAUAAGAAUCAGGGACAUCCAGAUGUCAGGGCGGUUAUUCCGAGACGCGAGGACUUGCCGGCAGAGCGUGGGGUCUUGAUUGUCUCAGCUGCCAUGCAUAAGCAGAAAUCCAUGUUUUUCUUCCUCUUGCAGACCGAGUACGGGGAUAUUUUCAAAGUGACACUGGAACAUGAGAAUGAUAGAGUGAAAGAGUUGAAGAUAAAGUAUUUUGAUACUAUUCCCGUGACGUCAUCCUUGUGUGUUUUGAAGUCUGGUUUUCUGUUUGCUGCAUCGGAGUUUGGCAACCAUGCCUUGUAUCAAUUUCAGGCUAUUGGAGGUGAUCCAGAUGUGGAGGCCUCGUCCGCUACGCUAAUGGAAACAGAGGAAGGUUUUCAACCAGUGUUUUUCCAACCGAGGAAGCUGAAGAAUCUAGUGAGGAUUGAUCAAGUUGAGAGCUUAAUGCCUAUUAUGGAUAUGAAAGUUAUAAAUCUCUUUGAGGAAGAAACCCCUCAGGUAUUUUCACUUUGUGGGCGGGGACCUCGUUCAUCUCUGCGGAUAUUGCGACCGGGUUUGGCUAUUAGUGAAAUGGCAGUUUCACAGUUACCUGGCGUUCCGAGUGCUGUCUGGACUGUGAAAAAGAAUGUAAAUGAUGAAUUUGAUGCUUAUAUUGUUGUGUCUUUUGCAAAUGCCACUCUCGUACUUUCCAUUGGUGAGACUGUUGAAGAAGUUAGUGAUAGUGGAUUUCUUGACACAACACCUUCGCUUGCUGUUUCUUUGAUUGGGGAUGACUCUCUGAUGCAAGUCCAUCCAAGCGGUAUUAGGCAUAUCAGAGAAGAUGGCCGCAUCAAUGAGUGGAGAACCCCAGGAAAGAGGACCAUUGUUAAGGUUGGGUCCAAUAGACUUCAGGUUGUCAUUGCUCUGAGUGGGGGGGAGCUUAUAUAUUUUGAAGUUGAUAUGACUGGGCAGCUGAUGGAGGUUGAGAAGCAUGAAAUGUCUGGAGAUAUUGCUUGUUUGGAUAUUGCCCCUGUCCCAGAAGGAAGACAGAGGUCACGCUUCCUAGCUGUUGGAUCUUAUGACAAUACCAUCCGCAUCUUAUCUUUGGAUCCCGAUGACUGUAUGCAGGUUCUGAGUCUGCAAAGUGUUUCAUCUCCCCCGGAGUCUCUCCUCUUUCUUGAAGUUCAGGCUUCUAUAGGAGGGGAGGAUGGAGCAGACCAUCCAGCUAGCCUCUUUCUGAAUGCUGGUCUGCAAAAUGGGGUUCUAUUCAGGACAGUGGUGGAUAUGGUCACCGGGCAGCUUUCAGAUGCUCGCUCUCGGUUCUUAGGACUCAGAGCCCCUAAACUCUUUUCUGUCAUUGUGAGAGGACGGCGAGCCAUGCUUUGCUUGUCCAGUAGACCUUGGCUUGGCUACAUACACCAAGGGCACUUCCUCCUGACACCGUUGUCAUAUGAGACUCUUGAAUAUGCAGCUUCUUUUUCCUCAGAUCAGUGUGCAGAAGGUGUUGUUGCUGUUGCUGGGGACGCAUUAAGAGUUUUCACUAUUGAGAGACUGGGAGAAUCAUUUAAUGAAACUGCUGUACCUUUGAGGUAUACCCCGAGAAAGUUUGUACUUCAGCCCAAGAGGAAGCUGUUGGUUAUAAUUGAAAGUGAUCAGGGAGCAUUCACUGCAGAAGAGCGUGAAGCUGCAAAAAAGGAGUCAUUUGAGGCUGCUGGAGUGGGAGAAAAUGGAAACACGGAGCAGAUGGAGAAUGGUGAGGAUGAGGAAAACAGUGAUCCCCUUUCUGAUGAGCAAUAUGGUUAUCCUAAGGCAGAGUCUGGAAGGUGGGUGUCUUGCAUCAGAGUUCUUGACCCAAGGACAACUCAGACGACCUGUUUACUGGAGCUUCAGGAUAAUGAAGCUGCAUUCAGUAUGUGCACUGUAAACUUCCAUGAUAAGGAGUAUGGAACUCUUUUAGCUGUGGGUACAGCGAAGGGCCUACAGUUUUGGCCCAAGAGAUCCUUUGAGGCUGGAUAUAUUCAUAUAUAUAGGUUCAGGGAAGAGGGGAAGGUCCUUGAACUUUUGCACAAAACACAAGUGGAAGGUGUCCCCCUCGCUUUGUCCCAGUUUCAAGGUAGAUUGCUGGCUGGUAUAGGAUCUGUGCUUAGAUUGUAUGAUUUGGGAAAAAGGAGACUGCUUAGAAAAUGUGAGAAUAAGCUGUUCCCUAAUACAAUCACUUCUAUCCACACCUAUCGAGAUCGGAUUUAUGUUGGUGACAUGCAAGAGUCAUUCCACUAUUGCAAGUAUAGACGAGAUGAAAACCAGCUGUACAUAUUUGCUGAUGACACUGUUCCGAGAUGGCUUACUGCAGCACAACAUAUAGAUUUUGACACCAUGGCAGGUGCAGACAAAUUUGGAAAUGUUUACUUUGUGCGAUUGCCACAGGAUGUGUCAGAUGAGAUUGAAGAAGAUCCAACAGGUGGUAAGAUAAAGUGGGAGCAGGGGAAGCUGAAUGGUGCCCCCAACAAAGUAGAGGAAAUAGUCCAAUUCCAUGUUGGCGAUGUGGUCACCUGCUUGCAGAAGGCAUCUCUGAUUCCAGGUGGUGGAGAAUGCAUUAUAUAUGGGACUGUAAUGGGGAGUUUGGGAGCAUUGCUUCCAUUCACAUCACGUGAUGAUGUUGAUUUCUUCUCUCAUUUGGAGAUGCACAUGCGACAGGAACACCCACCAUUAUGUGGCAGAGAUCACAUGGCUUACAGAUCCGCCUACUUCCCGGUGAAGGAUGUGAUAGAUGGAGAUCUGUGUGAACAGUUCCCUACCUUGCCAAUGGAUAUGCAACGUAAAAUUGCAGAUGAGCUUGAUAGAACACCAGCUGAGAUUUUGAAAAAGCUGGAAGAAAUCAGAAACAAAAUCAUUUGAGACUGUUCAAGUCGAUGGUCUUUGCUUGGCCUUUUGUCUUAAUACAAGGAUCGGCUAUUUACAUGCUCAAGAAUGUUGAACAGAAAAUUAUGUAUGGACAAUUACUGCUUGAAGUAUUUAACUUGCAUUGGGUGUGGAUGGAUGUGAUGGCACGGCAGCCUGGGACAGUCCAAAGUUUGCACCGAAAAGCACAAAGUGAAUCUCACCGUUCCAAGUCACUUCCCGCCCUGUGCUUGCCUCUGUUGUAAAUGCCUCUAAUGUAGACUUAAGAUUAUUCAGCUGGUUUUUUCUCCUCGUGGCAUGUAGAAUUUCAUGGUUCUGAAUUGGUUUUGUGCCUCUGACAUGCACAAAUGUAAUAUUGUUAAAGAGAGUAGAAAGAAAGGAUUUAGAGAUGUGUGUGUGUGUGUGUUUUCUGGGAUUGUUGGUGAUGUUGAUGCAAAUGGAAUGAACUUGUGUAACCUAACCACAUUGAUGUUCUCUAAAUUUCUGCACCUUC